Purpureocillium takamizusanense is the source of this 2356-nucleotide messenger RNA. RefSeq names its product Ribosome biogenesis ATPase rix7 (gene RIX7). Gene Ontology annotation, biological process: ribosome biogenesis. The record is from RefSeq and is a predicted model, not a curated record. The transcript has a single exon. Gene Ontology annotation, cellular component: nucleus. The coding region runs from base 39 to 2249 and encodes 736 amino acids. Lineage: Eukaryota; Fungi; Ascomycota; Sordariomycetes; Hypocreales; Ophiocordycipitaceae. Gene Ontology annotation, molecular function: preribosome binding; ATP binding; RNA binding.
AUCGCAACCUCGCCCUUCCCAAUUUUUUUGCGCCCGCCAUGCCGCCUCGGAUAGGCUUCCGCAAUAACCUCGAGCGGGAUGUCUAUCAAAUCUUGAACAAGCUCGAUGCGCAAUUCACCACAGUCUCCAGCGCUUACGACGCCAUAAAGCGAUCGAAUUCGAGCAUUGCGAGGCUCAAAAAGCGCCCACUCGAGGAUGCCAUUGACCGCGUCCUGCAGAUUCGCAAGCAGGAAGCACAAGACGACGAGUCGGACGAUUCCGAAGCCGCCCUCGACGCUCCCGAACCUGCGAAGCCACAAGAUGAACGAUUCCUCCUCAACCGCCAGAUGACCAAGUUGUGGAAGACCAACGCCAAACCGACCGACCCGGUCGGUGACCAGCCUGUGUCGAAGAAGCGUCGCCUCCAGGCUGAUGGCGAUGCAAAGGAGGAUCGUGCCAGCGGAACCGAGACUCCGGCUGUCGAGGUAACCACACCGGGCAAAGAGGAGAAGAUGCCUCUGAAAAAGACACAAAAACCCACACCGUUCACGGUCGAGCGCGGCGAAAGCCUUAGCCCAAACCCCGUGGGCGGCAUUGACGAUGUGCUGUGUGAGCUUUGCAAGCUUACCUGGCAUGCACUUCUCCCGCGGGACAUGUCCUACGGACCACGUGUGUCUGGAGUCCUCAUUUCCGGGCCUGCGGGUAUGGGAAAGAGGACCGCCGUCAAGAGCCUGGCUUCACAGCUCUGUGCCUCCUUGGUUGUCCUCGACGGCUGCUUCGACAAUCCCGAGCGCAUGGAGAAGAGUCUUGCAGAAGCAUUCGACACAGCGAUUAGCCUCGAGCGGAGCAUCGUCUUCAUCGACGACAUCGAUCAGUACAUAUCUAGACCCGGCGCCUCGACCCAUGGCGAUCAUCACAGCCAGGCGCGGAGAUAUCUCGCGGCCCAGAUGAGGCGUCUGACCAGUCUGCAACAGGGUCGGGUCCUUGUCACGGCUACAACUUCCAAGCUCGUGGAUGUUGAUCCUGCCAUACGCGAGUACGGCCUCCUCGAGCAGACGCUCCAGAUCCGGAUACCGGACUACGCGGCACGGCGCAAGAUCCUCGAUAUUUGCACUAGGCACUUGUCCGUGGCAGAUGAUGUCGACCUGGCAGCACUAGCCAACAUUACGCAUGCAUAUGUUGGCGCUGAUAUAGCCGCUGUCACGAAGCUGGCAGGGCUGAGGGCUGCCGAACGGAAUCUUUCCGAAAGCAUCCCGUGGCGCUUAUUCUCCCCGAUCAUGGGACGGGAUCACCCUGACCUUGCCAAUGGAGACCUUGUACUUCUGGACGGCGACGCAAGUUCUCACGUGGGUGAAGAUGCACGAGGCCCAGCCACAGUUACCAUGGACGACUUCAAGGCGGCCAUCGCCAGCUUCACCCCGUCGCUGAGGAAAGAAGGGUUCACGGUGAUACCGAGCGUCACUUGGGAUCAGGUCGGCGCUAUGGAGGAGGCUCGCAAGCAACUCCAGACGUCCAUCAUUGGACCAAUCAAGAACCCAGAUCUGUAUCGCAAGUUCGGUCUCAGUCGCCCGGCGGGUGUCCUUCUCUGGGGCCCUCCCGGCUGUGGCAAGACGCUGGUCGCGCAAGCCGUCGCCAACGAGGCCCAGGCCAGCUUCAUCCUAAUCAACGGUCCCGAGCUGCUCAACAAGUACGUGGGUGAAUCAGAGCGCGCCGUACGAGAGCUAUUCCAGCGAGCGCGCUCCUCGGCGCCCUGCAUCCUCUUCUUCGACGAGAUGGACUCUAUAGUGCCUCCGCGCAACAACUCGUCCACCGAUUCCGGCGCGCGUGUCGUCAACGCCCUGCUCACCGAGCUUGAUGGCGCACAGGAUCGUACGGGCAUCUACGUCAUCGGCACGACCAACCGCCCGGAGAUGAUCGACGAAGCUAUGCUCCGGCCCGGCCGUCUGAGCGUUCAGCUCCUCGUUGAUCUGCCGACGCCCACCGAGCGCGUCGACAUCCUGCGCGCCGUCUACCGCACGAACCACGAGGAUGCUUCGCAGGGUGAGCUCGAUGCGCUCGCCGCUGUGGCGCUCGACCCGCGGUGCGCCAACUUUAGCGGCGCAGACCUCAGCGGGCUGCACACAAAGGCUGCCGAGAACGCGCUCCACAGGUGGACCGCGGCGGGCGGCUGCGGACCGCAGACCAUCGAUGCCGCGGACUGGCAGCACGCGCUGGAUAACACGCGCGCGAGUGUCAGGGACCCUAAUUCGUAUCGGCUGCGGUCUGCUUAGGUGUGCUUGUACUUGUGAGGAGUUCCGCAGCGAGCAAUCUAUAGACGGAGCCUGUUUAGAUAUCAUGUUAAAUACCCCCAACGGCGACGAAUGUAAAAUAUAGAGCC